UCUGCACUAGUUACCUGAUCUGUCUCAGAGCAAAGCUCUCAGUUGAAACUCGAAGGCUCUGUGAAAGAAAUCACUCUUGUGAGUGUGACACACACUCUCUCCAGUUUCCACAUGCUGGGAUUGUACUUCUUCAUCAGUUUGUUGUGCCUGGCCAGAUCAGAUACAGGAGAAACAUGUCCUUCAUUUACCAAACUGAGCUUCCACAGUGCAGUGGUCGGUACGGGACUAAAUGUGAAAUUGAUGCUCUACACAAGGAGAAACUCGACCUGCGCACAAAUUAUCAACUCCACAUUUUUGGGGAACUUGAACGUAACCAGGAAAACCACCUUCAUUGUCCAUGGAUUCAGGCCCACAGGCUCCCCUCCAGUUUGGAUAGGGGACUUAGUAGAGGGUUUGCUCUCUGUAGAAGACAUGAACGUGGUCGUUGUUGAUUGGAAUCGAGGAGCUACAACUGUAAUAUACAACUAUGCUUCUAGUAGGACCAAGAAAGUAGCAGCAGCCUUGAAGGAAUUUAUCGACCAAAUGUUGGCAGAAGGAGCUUCUCUUGACGACAUUUACAUGAUUGGAGUAAGUCUAGGAGCCCAUAUAUCCGGGUUUGUUGGAAAGGAGUACAGUGGGCAGCUGGGGAGAAUUACAGGUCUGGACCCCGCUGGCCCUUUAUUCAACGGGAGACCGCCUGAGGACAGAUUAGAUCCCAGUGACGCACAGUUCGUUGACGUCAUCCAUUCCGACAUUGACGCCCUGGGCUACAGGGAACCAUUAGGAAACAUAGACUUCUACCCAAAUGGAGGAGUGGAUCAACCUGGUUGUCCCAAAACAAUCUUGGGAGGACUUCAGUACUUUAAGUGUGACCACCAGAGGUCCGUGUACCUGUACCUCUCCUCCCUGAGAGAGAACUGUGCCGUUACUGCAUAUCCCUGCGACUCCUACCGGGACUAUAGGAACGGCAAGUGUGUCAGCUGUGGCGCCCCGCAGCAGGAGCCCUGUCCAGUUCCGGGGUAUUAUGCUGAUACUUGGAAAGAUUAUCUAAGGGAGAAGGAUCCUCCUAUGACUAAAGCAUUCUUUGACACAGCUGAGGAGAAACCAUUUUGCAUAUAUCAUUACUUUGUGGAUAUUAUAACGUGGAACAAGAGCAUAAGAAGAGGGUCCAUUACAAUCAAAUUGAGAGACAAAGCUGGAAACACCACAGAAUCCAAAAUCAAUCAUGAACCAGCAAAAUUUCAGAAAUACCACCAAGUGAGUUUGCUUGCAAGAUUUAAUCAAGAUCUGGAGAAAGUGGCAGCCAUUUCCUUGGUCUUCUCCACAGGAUCUGUAAUAGGCCCGACAUACAAGCUCAGGAUUCUCCGAAUGAAGUUAAGGUCGCUUGCCCAUCCAGAGAGGCCCCAGCUGUGUCGGUACGAUCUUGUCCUGAUGGAAAACACCGAAACGGUCUUCCGGCCUAUUCUUUGCCCAAAGUUGCAGAUGUAAAUGUUGUCAGGAUGCAUGAACACCAAUAACAUCAAGAAAGAUACGACAGGCUUUUUAAAAGCCUCAUCACACCUUUUCCUCAAGGCACAGAAAGUAUGGAGAAACCAGGGAUUUUUCCAGUAGUGUCCUAUGGAUGUCACAUUGCAAAUUGUCACAUGGCUUUGCAUUAUAGAGCUGUCCUGGGAAGGGAGCCCUUAAGUAGGGCAAGUCAGAAAUAGCCAGGCUAUUGCAGCCCAGCGCCUUGUCUGGCUGCGUCCUGGGGCCUCGUUUGUUCCACCCUGUGAUUCUGCUACCUCUCACUUGGGCAGUUCAGCCAGAUGAGCAUCUCAAAGGGAAGGACUGGCUGGAGACCUCACUUUGGACUCGACUCCACUUUCCCUGUGCCAAUUGCUCCAGGCCCCCACGUACGGAAGGGAACGGAGACUGACCUACCUCACAGGCUGUUGCAUGGGCCUGGGAGGCAAAUGUAGGAAGGAUUCUUUGAAACUCCGUGGGUGCCACAUCUGUCAGUGGUUUGAUAAAUGUGAAUGUACUUUUAUUUAUUUUGAUAUGGCUUAUCUAAUACGCAAUAAGAGAGCUACUCUUUAUCAACUCCGGCUUCUCUCUUGGGCUGUGUGCUCUGGGAAGGCAAGAACACCACGCCCCUGGCUUCCGAUGACCUCUAAAGUGGGAAAAAUUUAUUUUUCCUCAUUACUAAUGUGACCCAUGAUUAUUAAAGGAAAUUUAGAAAAUGCAUAGAUGCAAAGUGAAUAUAUGUUAUACGCAAUCCCACCUGUUAGGGGUAAUUAAUAUUAACCUUUUGGAAUAAUGCUAAAUAGCUUGUGUUGCUAACAUGUGAAUUCAAAGCAUAAACUGGUCUUUUCUUGGAACACUGGAAGCCUCCAGUUUGAGGAAUUCUUAGGCUUCCCCGAACUGUGCGCGAUCCAUAGAUCUGGAGUGACCACAGCAGCCAAGCCAAGAGGCCCAGAGGGCUGAGGACUGAGAGGCCAGAACCAGGGAAGGGCCAUCCUUGGGGCCAGAUGCCCAGCACAGGGACAGAGACAAAGGGGUGGGCCUCACGUGUCCCAUAGCUGUGGCCACUGUAGGGAGUUCUGAGAUUCCCGAGUGUCACAGUCCUGGUGACUUCUUCAUCCAAGUGAUUGUCCUACUGCUUUCUGUGAGAACAGCUCUUAUUUUAAAGAAAUGGACUCUCUAUUCCAUAAAUUAUAGAAUUUUGUAGCUACAUUUCCAUGUGGCACAUUUUUAUAUAUGUAAUACAGAGUUUUUCACUUAAGUGAGGGAUGCCUGCAGGGAAUGACUAAAGUCUGAAAGAAAUGUCUCAGCGCCGGUCCUGCCCACCUGGACAUUUUGUCACCCCUCCCCCUCCUCACUUUUCCUCAGCCACUAUGGAUGGAGAGAUAAAUACACUAUUGGCCCGGAUUUGUUUUAGUUUCAUUUGUUCUGCAUUUUGUGGCUUAGCACAGUCACUUCGUCAUCCUUCUUCCCUUGCCUGGUAGGCAGCGGGUCAAAACAACAGCAAGAAAUUGUCAGGAAUAGCAUUUCUAUUAUGUACAAACUCCUUGGGCCAGCGAGUCUCCCUCAGCUUCGCCUGGUGUCUCCUAGCCUGGUGCUCUGCCCACUGAGGAUCGGCUGCAUGGAUGAGUGGGUGCGUAACUGAGUAAAGGAAGGAGGGGAGUUUGUUCACUGGAAUGGAGAUGAAUUUCAGUGAGUUUCAUGCAACAGUCUCAGGUGUGACCACUCUUGUCAGAAUCUCUCUCCCAAGGCCCCUGGAACUUUGGACUCUGUCUCUUGUUAUCCUUGCCCCUCUCCUCCUUUCUCUUUGUCAGUGUAUCUGUCAGAAUCCCAAAUCCAAGCUACCCUCUUCCCGACUAUAUUCACCAAUUACCUUCUACUUCGUGUGGAUCUUAGCUCAGUUGUCACGUCUUCCGGGGAAGUCUGCUUGGACCUCAUUUCCCAGACAACACGAUGGACUUCUCCUGUAUAGCACUUUUUAAAGUUGUAUUUUUGUACAUUAUUUGUUUAAUAAUUGUGUGAUUCUUUGUUUAAUAUAUACUUUUCUUCACUAGAUCACUCUGUGAGGCAGGACCUGUGUGCCAGAGUAGUGCCUGCACUUGGGACACAGUGAUUAAAUGAACACUUUCCAUUAUCUCGUGAGCCUGUGGAACCAAGUUCAGUUGUAAGUCAAGGCCUCCUCUCCCACAGCCAGAGGGCACAUUCCUGGAGGCACCCACCCUUCUCUUCCUUUGACUUCUCCCCCAGGCACUUUUGUUAUUAUUGUCUUCAUUAUCCCUGGAGGCCCUUAGCUUACUUCCCAGGCUCCCUGAGAAAAAGAGAUUGGCUUGUUUCCCCACUCCUCUUUGAACUUGCCAAAGGUUCCCAACACCAUUCUUGAGCACGCUUACAAGCCUGAAGCCUGGGAGAUUUUGCUGUCCCCCAUUUUAGUGCCUUGGCUAAAACCCUCCAGGGCCUUCAGCAUUUCUGGAUGAGUCGGAGCUAUGGUUCAAAGAUGGCCUUGCUUGUUUUCCCAUGAUGCCCUUCCACCACCUUCUUUUCCACCAGUUUUGAAUGUGCGUCCGUAACCAUCUUUAUCAUGCAGUAAUGUAUAUGUUUCU
Molecule: messenger RNA, 4079 nt
Organism: Phyllostomus hastatus (greater spear-nosed bat)
Lineage: Eukaryota; Metazoa; Chordata; Mammalia; Chiroptera; Phyllostomidae
Gene: LIPH
Product: lipase H
Exons: 10
Coding region: 112-1467 (451 amino acids)
Biological process (GO): lipid metabolic process
Molecular function (GO): carboxylic ester hydrolase activity; lipase activity
Source: RefSeq, a predicted model, not a curated record